AGGAGGGCCGGCUGGUCUGUGAGGCGCUCAAGGUCGUGGUGUUCGACGAGGUGGACGCGCUGUUCACGUCCUUGUCGCGGAAGGACCACUUGCAGAUGCUCGUGGAGAGGACCAUGGAGGGCACGGAGGCGCAGAAGAUCCUCGCCUCGGCCACCGGUGCCACCAGCGAGGAGCUGGCCGAGUUCGCGGAGCAGCACCUGCGCAAGCCCUGGCUGGACUCUCCCUGGCUGGGCGUCGAGAUGCCCUUGGGCGUGCUGCACUUGGCGAACGGAGCCCCCGACAUCCCCAAGAAGCUGAAGUUCUUGCAGCGCUUGACCUCUAGCAUCGAACCCGAGCCAACUGGCAUUAUCGUGUUCUGCAACAAUGUCGAGCGCGUGCGGAAGGUCUUGCAGGAGCUCAGGCGCAUGGGCAUCCCGUCGCAGGCGCUGACUGGCAACCGCAGCGCGGCGGAGCGCGUGGACGCCAUCAAGAACUUGGGCAAAGGCGUCAUAGAGGUUAUCGUCUGCACCGACGUGGCUUCUCGAGGACUUGACUUCAAGGAGUUAUCCCACGUUGUCAACUUCGAGAUGCCCCCGGACGCGCACGCCUACGCGCACCGUGCCGGCCGCGUCGGCCGUGCGGGCAAGAGCGGCAUCGUCAUAAGCCUUGGCGGGGGCGGUUCCGAAAACAACCGGCUGACCAACUACGCCAACGAGCUCGGCAUCACGGUGCACGAGUGCAACGUGGACUCAGGCCUGCUGCAGGUGUACGACCCGCGGGAGGACCCCCACAACGGCAGGCACGUCAAGGACUUCUUCGACAGCCUCGAGCAGAAGAAGCAGUGGACCGCCUGAGCGUCGCCGCCCGCGGCCAGCGAUUCACCGCGGAGCCGAGACCAGCGUUCGCACAGUCUUCUCGGCCGCCUGGUCUUGAUCUCGACCAGGAAAAGUCUCAGAGAGGGAGGGAGGAGACAAGGGCUGCCCUUUUUCCCAUUUUGGCCUUCGCGGGGGCUCCUCGUCGCCACGGCUGGACGCAGAGUGGAAAUCUGGUGCGC
Molecule: messenger RNA, 1033 nt
Organism: Prorocentrum cordatum
Lineage: Eukaryota; Dinophyceae; Prorocentrales; Prorocentraceae
Source: the annotation of a GenBank genome assembly